AUGAGUUCCCCGCUUCGCUUCAGCCCAUGUUUCUCAUGGAAAAGAAUGAUGAGCAUCUUUUUCCUGCCGUUUAUCUCAUCAGGUUUUAUUCCUCGGCAAAAUUAUAACAAGGACUGUCUCUUAGAAGAAGCAGGGCUGCCGCUGCAACCGCACAGGUUUAAUUGGUCUCAUCUGACCCCUCUCGAGCUGAAGGAUCGGUCUGUGGGACUUCAGACUGCAAGCACAGCUUGUGGUAAACCACACUUCACACUGGAGGGGCACAAGUUCCUGAUCUGUGGGGGCUCCAUCCACUAUUUCCGGGUGCCCAGGGAGUACUGGAGGGACCGCCUGCAGAAGCUGAGGGCCUGUGGCUUCAACACUGUCACCACCUACGUGCCAUGGAACCUCCAUGAGCCACAAAGAGGCACAUUCGACUUCUUCGGGAACCUGGAUCUGGAGGCUUUUGUCCUGCUGGCGGCGGAGACGGGGCUGUGGGUGAUUCUGCGUCCAGGCCCCUACAUCUGCAGCGAGAUCGACCUCGGGGGCUUGCCCAGCUGGCUGCUGCAGGACCCCAGCGUGAAACUGAGAACCACCGAAAAGGGCUUUAUUCAGGCAGUUGAUCGAUAUUUUGAUCAUCUGAUUGCCAGAGUGGUUCCUCUCCAGUACCGCAGGGGAGGCCCCAUCAUUGCAGUGCAGGUGGAGAACGAAUAUGGUUCCUUUUACAAGGACAGGAAAUACAUGCCUUAUCUUCAAAAGGCUCUGCUGGAAAGAGGGAUUAUGGAGAUGCUCUUGACCUCAGAUGGGGAGAAGGAAGUGCACCGAGGCAGCAUAGAAGGAGUGCUGGCCACCAUCAAUAUAAACUCGUUUGGGAAGGAUUCUUUUAGGUACCUUCAUCGUUUGCAGAAAAAUAAGCCCAUUAUGGUCAUGGAAUACUGGGUCGGCUGGUAUGACAUGUGGGGAGAUCAUCACAUAGUCAAAGAUGCAAAUGAUGUUAAAAAUACUGUGUCUGAAUUUAUCAAAUUUGAGAUCUCCUUCAACGUGUACAUGUUCCAUGGUGGAACCAACUUCGGUUUCAUAAAUGGGGCCACAGAUUAUGGGGAGCACAGAGGUGUUGUCACCAGCUAUGACUAUGAUGCUGUGCUGACAGAGGCCGGGGACUACACCCAAAAAUAUUUCAAGCUUCGAAAGCUCCUGGGAUCCGUCGUAGCGUUGCCCCUGCCCCCCUUACCCAAGCUCACCCCGAAGGCUGUGUACCCUCCUGUGAAACCAUCUGUUUUCUUGCCGCUGUGGGAUGUCCUGCCGUCCUUAGAUGAGCCAGUCAUAGCUCAUCAACCAGUCAACAUGGAGAAUCUUCCCAUAAACAAUGGGAGUGGUCAGUCCUAUGGGUUUGUGCUUUAUGAGACUUUCAUCUGCUUUGGAGGUUACCUCCGUGCUAAUGUUCAAGAUUCAGCACAGGUGUUUUUGAAUGAGACAAAUAUAGGAUUUCUGAAUGAUGUUGAUCAGAAGUUGAAUAUUCCUGAAAUCAGGGAAUGUCAACUUCUAAGGAUCCUGGUGGAGAAUCAAGGACGAGUCAAUUAUUCAUGGAAAAUUCAAGGCCAGCAGAAAGGGAUAGUUGGACCUGUUACCAUCAAUGGGAUUAUCCUGGAGGAUUUCACUAUUUAUUCUCUGGAAAUGAAAACGAGCUUUUUUGAGAGGCUCCGCGCUGUCCCCUGGAGGCCCAUCGCAGACAGCCAUCCGGGCCCUGCCUUCUAUCUCGGCACCUUGGAGGCUGGCUCUUCUCCCAUGGACACCUUCCUGAGCCUGUCAAACUGGACUUACGGAUUUGUGUUCAUUAAUGGACGCAACCUUGGGCGAUAUUGGAACAUUGGACCACAGGAAACACUUUACCUUCCUGGUGCCUGGCUUCACCCAGAAGGCAAUGAGAUCAUCCUGUUUGAAAGCAGUGAGAGUGGUUUUGACAUCCAAACUACAAAUAUACCCAAACUUUAA
This is a messenger RNA of Molossus molossus (Pallas's mastiff bat), 1968 nucleotides long. RefSeq names its product galactosidase beta 1 like 3 (gene GLB1L3). Gene Ontology annotation, biological process: carbohydrate metabolic process. Bases 1 to 1968 code for a protein of 655 amino acids. NCBI's taxonomy places the organism in Eukaryota, Metazoa, Chordata, Mammalia, Chiroptera, Molossidae. The transcript has 20 exons. Gene Ontology annotation, cellular component: vacuole. Gene Ontology annotation, molecular function: beta-galactosidase activity. The record is from RefSeq and is a predicted model, not a curated record.